CUUACCCAAUGGUUGCUAAACCACACCUCCCACGUCUCUUCGCGAUCGCCACCGGGAUCGAAGACGACUCCUGUCUCGGCCUCCGUCCUCCUCCUCCUCCUACUCCUCCAAACCCAAACCCUAGCAUUCUUCUGAUCGAUCUCUAGGGUCUAGUUUGGUCUCCUCCCACGGCGAUGGCGUCCGAUGGCGGGGACUUCGACCUCCCGGACGAGAUCCUCGCGGUGAUUCCCGUUGACCCCUAUGACCAGCUCGACCUCGCGAGGCGGAUCACCUCCAUGGCGAUCUCCUCACGUGUCUCCCGUCUUGGGGCGGAGGCCGGGCUCUUGCGGCAGAAGAUCGUUGAUCGGGAUCGGGUGAUCGACGAGCUCCAGGACAAGGUCGACCACCUUGAUCGAUUGGUCCAGGAGUCCCAUGCCCGCCUCAGGGCGACGCUCGAGGAGAAUGCUACGCUUAGUGAGGAACGUGUUACGCUCGAUAUGACGUCGAAGAAACUGGCCAGAUACUUGUCCAAGUUGGAGACAUUCAAGAGGCACCUGGUGAAGUCACUGAGUGAUGACAAUUUAUCUCAACUAUCAGAAGCAGUUGAUAAUGAAAUGUAUAAACAACCAAUUGCUAGAAUCUCUUCUUGGAGAGAUGACGAUUCGAUUAGUCACGUUGGAUCUGAUGUGGCUAAUGGACCAGCAGAAACAGGGGAUUCAACUCAAGACGGAUCAAAGCAUGUCAUGCAUCAGUUCUCUAUCACACCGUACAUCACGCCAAGACCAACACCCUCUAGCACACCAAAAUUCUUUUUGGCUGAUGAUUCUCCUAGAGGAUUCUCAACUACAGAAUCAUCACCUAGAGUUGUGUCUGAGGCAACAUCACCAUCAAAGCCUCAACUUGAAGGGCGUGGCUCCAUGUCACAUUGGUAUGCUUCGAGUCAGCAAUCAUCUGCAUCGUGCUCUCCUCCUCACAGGCAAUCUAUGCCAGGAUAUACUCCUCGUAUAAUUGGGAAGGAAAUCUUUCGUCAAGCCAGGAGCCGUCUCUCAUAUGAGCAGUUUGCAGCAUUUUUGACCAUUGUUAAGGAGUUCAAUGCUCAAAGACAAUCACGCAAGGAAACUUUGGCUAAGGCAGAAGAGAUUUUUGGUACAGAGCAUAAGGAUCUCUAUAUCUCCUUUCAGAGCUUGCUAAAUCGUACACUACCAUAGAUUUUUAUUUGGUGUGUGGAGUCAGGGGUCGUGCAACUCAACGAUCUUAGAGACGGACACCAUCUACGAGGGAUCUCCGAGCCAUCACUUUUUUGGACUUGCAGGUGGCAUGUAAAUAACCAUCAUUGACAUGCUCUUAUUUGUUGCAACAAGACAAACUGUUCCGGACAUUAUGUUGUUGUACAGAAGAAUUCAGAUUAUCAUUCAAGGGAGAAUUAUUUUCCUGUUAACUGUGCAAGUAUAUGUAGUGUAAGAAAGAUGUUGCGUUGAAGGAUGUGUCGUUGAUAAAUUAGGGUAUGACUCAUUGCAGUGACAAUUCCUUUUCCUUA
Molecule: messenger RNA, 1516 nt
Organism: Musa acuminata subsp. malaccensis (wild Malaysian banana)
Lineage: Eukaryota; Viridiplantae; Streptophyta; Magnoliopsida; Zingiberales; Musaceae
Source: RefSeq, a predicted model, not a curated record